CAAGGCGACACCGCCAAACCUCGCCCAGAGUCAGGCGUGGAAAGCAGCCUGAGCGGCGGAGGCGGCGGCGGGCGGCGGCUGGCGGCGGCGGCAGAGACCGCCGUGGCGCCGGGAGCAGCGAGCCGAAGGGAACGGGGAGCGACAGCGACGGCAGGGACCCGGUGACAGCGCGAGAGGUACUGAGUGUAACACGUCUGCAUCAUGCGUGAAUAUAAGCUCGUCGUUCUUGGCUCAGGAGGUGUUGGAAAGUCAGCUCUGACUGUACAGUUUGUUCAAGGAAUUUUUGUUGAAAAAUAUGACCCUACGAUAGAAGAUUCUUACAGAAAGCAAGUUGAAGUAGAUGCACAGCAGUGUAUGCUUGAAAUCCUGGACACUGCAGGAACGGAACAAUUUACAGCAAUGAGAGAUUUGUACAUGAAGAAUGGCCAGGGCUUCGCUUUGGUUUACUCGAUCACAGCGCAGUCCACAUUUAAUGACUUACAAGACCUGAGAGAGCAGAUUCUUCGGGUUAAAGACACUGACGAUGUUCCAAUGAUUCUUGUGGGCAAUAAAUGUGACUUGGAAGACGAAAGAGUUGUAGGGAAGGAACAAGGUCAAAACCUAGCAAGACAAUGGAACAACUGUGCAUUCUUAGAAUCUUCUGCAAAAUCAAAAAUAAACGUUAAUGAGAUCUUUUAUGAUCUAGUGCGGCAAAUUAACAGAAAAACUCCAGUGCCUGGCAAGGCCCGCAAAAAGUCGUCAUGCCGGCUGCUUUAAUGUCCUGGGUGUGUUGUAGCUCUGAGCCAGGUCUGAAGAACUGUUGCCCAAUUCAACAGUGCCAGCAUUCCAACUUUGUAAACCUACCAACGUCUUCACUGGACUUUCCUGUGGUGGUGCCCUUGAGGCGGAUGAAAGCCACUGUAUCAGUUUGCACAUUCUAUCACUUUUCCAGUUCACGAGAUAUUUUUACUUCUAUACUAGGUUCUAGAGUAUGCAGCUGGUCAGACCAGAGGCUACAUCCAGUAUUACUGCUAAGAGACAUUCUUCAUCCACCAAUGUUGUACAUGUAAGGAAAUGGUGUACUGUAUACUUUACCACACCCCAUACUUUGUAUUGGAGAGUACAAUAAUGUAAAUCCUAAAAGCACCACUAUUUUAGCAUAAUAAAAGAAAGUCCAAAGAGCUCCUGUAUAGACUACUCCAGAUAACUUCGCUUCUUUGAUACUUGUAGCUUAUUGUAAUUUUUUUUAAAUUCAAGGUCAUUAUCAUUGUAUUAUACAAAAAUAAGCGCUUUGAUUAACACAGCUAUAUAGUUUUUUUAAUUUUUCAAAAUCCUGUGGAGACAGUGAUCUUGUCUUUAAAAUAUGAUAGUCCUUUCAGUAUAAUGUCUUAGAUUAAAGACGUUGCCUUUAAUAUCUGUUGGGAAGGAAAUGUCCAGACUUUUCAAAUCUCCUUAUUAUAUGUUUCCUUUUUUGUUUACAUAGGGAACAAUGUUUAUAGUUGUGUGUACAGUGGGGGUCUACAACAAGAAGUGUAUAUUUUCAAACAAUUUUUUAAUGAUUUAACAAUUUUGUAAAUCAUUUCCAGGCUUCUGCAGCUGUAGAUUCUCACUGUGACUCCUUGCUUGCUCAUGCCUAUGUGUGUCUGCAAUACCAAAUACACAGGGGUAGUGCUGUGGCCUGUUAGUGGUUGUUUCUCAUGUGACGAGUACUGUGGAUGUGAAUGUGGGAAGUAAUUUUAAUCAUGUGUAAUUGGUCACAAGGCCUAACCGCAGUAAUUCUUGCUGUUUUAUUUAACAAUGCCUUGUUGCUUUGUGUGCAUCAACGUUUGGGUGUAAAGAUUGUGUGUCCAUCCAACAGGGAGCCACAGUAUUUAAAUUGACCAACCUGAUGUUACAAGGACUUUGAGGUGGCCAAAUGUAAACUAAAGCCUUAAUCACAGUGGUGCAAUUUUGUAUAACUUAGCAUCCGUAGUUCAAUAAAUCUGGAUUGCCGUGCAAGGGCUUGCAUUAUAAUUACUUGCCACUUGAAUGUGUUUUGUGUAAUGUUUUAACAGUGCUAGUAAAUAAAUAUGGGUUUACCUUUUUAAA
Microtus ochrogaster (prairie vole) is the source of this 2067-nucleotide messenger RNA. It is a transcript of the gene Rap1b, whose product is annotated as RAP1B, member of RAS oncogene family. The record is from RefSeq and is a predicted model, not a curated record. NCBI's taxonomy places the organism in Eukaryota, Metazoa, Chordata, Mammalia, Rodentia, Cricetidae. Gene Ontology annotation, cellular component: membrane. Gene Ontology annotation, molecular function: GTP binding; GTPase activity. Gene Ontology annotation, biological process: Rap protein signal transduction.